Molecule: messenger RNA, 2279 nt
Organism: Seminavis robusta
Lineage: Eukaryota; Bacillariophyta; Bacillariophyceae; Naviculales; Naviculaceae
Source: the annotation of a GenBank genome assembly
CUAAUUGGAUUCAUCACACCACGGUGUGGAAGCACGGUUCAUUCUCACUUCGUUUAAUAAUUUCUCAAAGAGACCAGUGUCCGAUCGCAGCAGCGUCCUCCAAUGUUACCGGUAAUGGGAGAGGGUACGUUUACCGGUAGUAUCCUGCGAAAUAUUGUAUCUAUGGUUUUACCAAGAUUGGCAACCGAGUGCUUACCAAUCUGGAUGCAUGUAUGUAGAAUGGCCAGUGGAUCUUGGUAGCUACAAGGUAGACGAUUCGUGAACCGGACCUCUGCUGUGCUGUCCUGUUCUGGCUGAAUGACAGCUGCCAAGAAGAAGUGCUCGCGAAGGCUGCCUCAACUUGUAGUAGCAUUGCUGAUUGCGUUGGUAGCGCUUGGUAACGUACGAAUAGUGCAUCGUCUCCGUGUUGUAGAAGGAGAUGCCCCGACUGAAACAACACAAAAUAAUAAUGGUGAAUGGGUAGUAUUAUUGGAUAAUAGUAAUGACAAGAAACAAAGAUUUUCCCGGGUCAAGGCAGCCCUGCAAAAACUGGAAAGUGAUUCUGUCCUGACCACCAAAUUCACUCAACGCCAACGUGUCCUCGACAAGGGAUACCCCGUCCAAUGGAGUCCCUGUGUUCUGGAACGGAUUCUUCGCCAUGGUCGUCGUCUUCGUGUCACGGUCGUGGGAGGAUCCAUGGCGGCCCGGGCAGGACAACAAUGUAGUAGUACUGCUACCAAUAACAACAAUCCAUUGGAAGGUCGUUACAGUGACCUCCUGGAACAACGGUUUCGCAAUAAGGAUGCUGCCUUUGAGAUGAAGGUGCAGAAUGUGGCGCAGGGAGCCACAACGUCCGUUUUGAGUGCGCUGCAAUUGGAUACUUUGAUUAUCCCGGAACAGACCGAUGUGAUUAUAUGGGAUCACGCUCCCAAUGACAGCCCCCUAUGGGAAGAGAUGAAUCGAGGCGGCACGGAAGAAGAGAUUCGAAAACUAGACUUCUGGUUGACACGAGUUAGACUUCUGUAUGCCCAAAAUGGGAAACCUCCUCCGCCCCUGAUCUUGCUGCAUUGGUGGCCACCCGAAUGGUUCAAGCAGAAGAACGGCAUGUUGGUCGACUUGGAUUCACACACCCGAGAUCAUGUUGGUGCUCUGAUUCAAUCGUACCGAACUGCUGGCUGGGAAAUUGCCGUGGUGGACGUAGGAGCUCCCAUAGAGGUUACGCCCUCUCUGCAAAAGCACCAUCGUAUGCUUCAUGACGACCCCGUUCAUCCUUCCUGUCUCAUGACGAAUUUUGUAGCCGACAUGCUGCAACAUGCCUUUUACUCCAAUUGGCCCAGCAGCGGAUCAUGCCCUCUCCCUACGAGUAAGACCGCUGCCAGUAUUACUAAUUCAUGGCCACCCCACAAGUCAAUCGCAUGGUACGACCGAGACCAGGCAUUGUGGACCGAUUUGUUCCAUGAAAACGCCAAAAUUGCCAGUCUCAAUUCCUGGGAACCAAAAGUGCGAUUGUCCAGUCUGCAGAUUGGGCAUCGGCAAGAGAUUGCAACCACGUGGCCCACUGUGACUUGGGAACAAACGGACGAGCUCCGAGCGGAUCGAAAGAAUGGAUUCGUGCUGCCAGCAUGCGACAAGGGCAACCGGACAGUUCAGAUCCUGAACGAACCGGACAUGAAAUGGCUUGGUGUGUCUCUAUUGAGAGGAAACAAGCUGAUUGUCAAUGAUUUGCUAGUGGAUGUUCCGGCACGAGAACCCAAGGACGACCCGUAUGCUUGGCCUCAUCAUCAUUUGAGUCGAUGGAUACGCCUUCCGGAUCAUGUACCCAAAUCAGAUUCCUACAAUGUGUCAAUGUGCUGCAACUGGAAGAAGGGAACUUCCUUUUUUCAGUUUCUGAUUGCUGUUUCGCUUCCUGAACAAUAGUAGCUAGGAGUAGGUUCCUCAGAGUGUCUGAAGUUAACUGAAUCGAAUCUAAUCGAAUCAUUCCUGGCGGUGUCUGGUGGGGCGUUGUUCUUGUUUGCAUCGAAUCAACGCCACAGCGGGUGAAUCGCCGACUGGAACCCCGAGCAUCAUUUUGAAGAAUCGCUCGCUUUUCCACAAAGGCAGGCUUCUCACCAAGCUGUUAGUUCUGACUAUAGACGAGGAUAAACCACGCAUCAUCACCAUCAAUCGCGACGCCACGAUAGCGGCAGCCAGCUUGCCAAUACACCAGCUUAUUUCCAAUCUAUAAUAACCCACUCCACGGAGUCGAACAAGAAACCCGUUUCGUGAUAAGCCAGGACUCGGUCGCUAACCACAGCCACAAC